Penicillium argentinense is the source of this 1149-nucleotide messenger RNA. Its product is annotated as putative RING finger domain protein. Bases 1 to 1149 code for a protein of 382 amino acids. The record is from RefSeq and is a predicted model, not a curated record. The transcript has 2 exons. NCBI's taxonomy places the organism in Eukaryota, Fungi, Ascomycota, Eurotiomycetes, Eurotiales, Aspergillaceae.
AUGGAUUUCAGCUUUCCUGGCCAUGGCUACUCAUCGCAUACCUACAGGUCGCCCGACGGCCGCUUCUCAUUUAGCAGCGCUACCUAUCGAGGCAGCUUCCCGCCUCGCCAAGGUGGUGCCUAUUCAAACCCCAUGGUUUCCAUGCUCCAGACAUUGCAAACAAUCCUGACAGACAUCUCCAACCCCCAUGAUCAUCAACCUCCUGAUCAUCAUGUGCAACCUCAUGGACAAUCUAGUUCGACUUCGCCUCGUCAACAUUCAUCAGAGCAGGAGGAUCUCCGUCAUGAUGAGUUCCCGGACGUGUUUCGACACCUUUCCGGGAGGGGAGGCCCAUCACCAGUGGCGCCGAUGGGACAGAUGGAAAGCUUGGCCGAGUAUGUAUCCCGCCUACAUCGCCGGUAUCCCCGCGUCUUAUCGCGUCCUCCUAUUGACCACGACAUCGACAGCCUACUAGAUUCUGUCCGCCGCACCGCUGAAUUCCCAAAUCAUGGGCUAAUACUGAGCGCACUCUUGCGUGAUAUAGCUGAGAUGCAAAAUCACGGUCGAUUCGGCGAUGCCGUGUACUCGCGGGAAGCGCUGGACGAAGUCAUUGCCCAGCUCGGUCAACAAGAUGAGCAGAGAGGAGGACCGCCACCAGCAUCCCCAACGGCCAUUCAAUCGCUGCCUACGAAGAAAAUUGACGUACACAUGAUGGAUUCAGAUGGCAAGGCCGAGUGUGCCAUCUGCAAGGACCAGGCGGAGCUCGGCACCGAAGUUACAGUGCUGCCCUGCGAGCAUUGGUUUCAUUUCGAUUGCAUUGAAGUCUGGCUGAGCCGUCAUGAUACCUGCCCGAAUUGCCGCCAGAGCAUUGGUUCGGCCAGAAGUUUUACAAACAGCACCAGAAGCCCUGGCGAAGGCACCCGUGAUCAUCCGAUUUCUGUCCCGGCCAGCCCUGAACAGCCAUCACCCGAAAGGCGACGCCGGCGUAGCUCGCCAUUCUCGCGCAGCUCACUCAGCUCGCGUAGUGGUCGACGCUCCUUAUCCAGAACCACCACCAAUUCUCCAACUCAGGAGACGGCGCCCAGAUCCAGGCGGUCCAGUCGGAGCGAAGGACUCCGUGGCGGAAUCACUGGCUGGGUAUGGAGCCGUUUCGGUGGUUCAAGCUCGUGA